AUGGAAAGUGAUGUGGGCGCGCAGGUCUCCUCUCCCAUUUUUAUCCACCAGGGACUUUCUGGGGGAUUCCAUGAGGUGAAUUCCUUGGCCAGGAAGAGGGACUUGACAUGGCAGGGCGGCAAUUUCCUCUACAAUCAUCACCAACAGAAGAACCAGCAGCGAAUGAUCGGCUCUGCCUACCCAAAUACCCCUGGUAAUUGGAACCCAAAGUCGUGGGACUGGGACAGCGCAAGAUUCGUCGCCAGGCCUGCUUCCAGUGUCUCUGGUGGGGCUCUCCUUGGAACCCCUUCACCAGUGGCAGAGAGGGAGGAGAAGGGGACAAGGGAGGAAAGCUUGACGAGCCUAGGUUUGGCCAAGGUCUCAGAAGUGGCGGGCGAGAGCCUCACCUUGAAGCUCGGUGGAGGUUCUCACCCAGUAGAAGAAGCAGGGGGGAGAUCAGGCAAACGUGUCCGCUCUGGAUCUCCAGGCAACGGUGGCAACUACCCCAUGUGCCAGGUCGAUGACUGCAAAGCAGAUCUGUCGAGCGCUAAAGAUUACCACAGGAGGCAUAAGGUCUGCGAGAUCCAUAGCAAGACCACCAAGGCCAUGGUAGGGAGUCAGAUGCAAAGGUUCUGUCAGCAGUGUAGCAGGUCAGCGCUAUUUCUCCGCAACCCCUUUCCAGUUUUUUCUCAAGAGGCCGUCAUCCUGCAAAAAAAAUCUGUGCAAUAUUGAUACAUUCACUUUAUUCUUUUCCGUGGGAUAUUAUCGAUUGUGCAUACUCUGUGCUCGAACUUCAAUGGAAUGAUAGAGUCUACGUCUAAAUGCUUUUGGAUAUAUCUGUGACCUGAAUUCCUUCAGAUUCCACUCGCUGGGGGAGUUUGAUGAGGGGAAAAGAAGCUGUAGGCGGAGAUUGGCAGGACAUAAUCGGCGAAGAAGGAAGACACAACCCAAGGACAUUUCCUCUCCACUCGUGUAUCCUGCUAUUCAAGGGAGCUAUGGAGGUGGGAAUUUGAAUAUUGUGGAUCUGUUAACCAUUUUGACCCGUCUCCAAGGUGAGAUGCCCUCCUCAAUCAUUCAUCUCCGGCUCAUAUGCUCCUUUUGAGUUCUAUUGCCAUUAAUUGUUGGGUCCUCGUUGGCAGAUCAUGGAGCGGACAAGGCUGGCAGCAGUUCUUUACCAAAUAAGGAUAGAAUCAUACAAGCCCUCGGUGAUAUUGAAUCGUUGCCUGACUUAAAUUCCUCAGCCAAACUGCCUGCAUGUGGUACCCUUGAUCUCAAUGUUUCACAGACCUCUCAAUUCUCUUUGGAGGAGCCCGCCAAAGCAUACGGAAAGUCUUCUGCACCGCCAACCAUGGAUUUAUUGGCUGCUCUUUCUUCUGCAUCAAGAGCUCAUGGGUGUCCUGCGGUUGCUCCCUUGUCUGGUGAGAGCAGCGAGAGUAGUGACGAUUGUAAAAGAAAAGUGAACUUUCAGGAGCCUGUUACAGACAUGGAUUCACAGACUAAAUCGUCAUCAUUUCCUCCAUUUUUUGUCCAAAGUGUUACUCUUCCGUCAUCUCCAGAAAUAUCAGAACAUUCAGUUGAGGAAAAUACUCCUGGUUUGCAGUUACAGCUUUUUAGUGCCUCCGAGGGUGCCAGUCCUCCUAAGACGAGUUCUUCCAGUAAAGAUCAAUCCACUGAGAAUAGCAGCCCCACAGAUGACAGAUCUCCUUUGUCCUCUCCCAUGUUGCAGAGAUUGUUUCCUCUGCAGUCAGAGGUUGAAGCCUUGAAACCAGAAUGCAUAGCUAUCUCAAGGGAUGGCAACGGUGUGAUGCAGACUGGCAGUGGGAAAAGUUCACUUUUAGAGCUUUCUAGAACUUCUGAGAGAAUAGUUGUAAACAGUACUAUUUCAAACCUUCAAUAUCGGUCUGAUUACACAUCUUCUUCUGGUUCUGAUCACUCGCCAUCUAGUUCUGAUUCUGACAAUCAGGUAAUUUUCAGUUCCUCAAGGAUUGUCUUAUACCCUUAUUUUCUUUAUUUGUUUGUACCUAAAGGACAUUUUGUUUGCAGGACCGCACUGGACGAAUUAUCAUUAAGCUUUUUGGCAAAGAUCCUAGCAGCUUCCCAGGAACCCUUCGCACACAGGUGAGGGAAAGUGUUUUCUUUUCUUGUUGUCAUUUAAGGAAGAAUAGAAUGCUACCCCCUCAGAGAACAGUUCAAGCAAUUUGAUUUACCGUGGGCUCUUUGUCUCAGAUAUUAUCCUGGCUUUCCCACAGUCCAUCAGACAUGGAGAGCUACAUUCGACCAGGAUGUGUGGUGUUAUCAAUUUAUCUAUCAAUGUCAUCUCUUGCAUGGGCCAAAGUGAGCAAUUUUUGUGAAUAUUGUUCAGGGAUCCAUCUCUGUUUUUCUUCUAAUUUAGAUGACAUGCUUCUAAUUUUUGCUUUUCCUGAUUCCCUUGAAAAUUUCCUGUGUUGCAGCUCGAAGAAGACCUUGUUCAGCGAGUCAAUUUUCUCAUUCAUUGUACCGAUUCAAAUUUCUGGAGAAACGCAAGAUUUAUGGUUCAUACGGCUAAACAACUCGUCUCUCAUAAGGAUGGUAUAUCCUGAAUGCCUCAACAUGUUUGUCAUUUUUAUUAUUUUCAUCAAUCUCUGUUAAUUUAAACUCUCUAUUUGGCCAUGCCACAUGAUGGCCACCUUAAAAGGAGAUUUUUUCCAUUUUUAUUGCCCCCUUCUGAUGAUUGGAAUAUUAGAUGAGAUAUAACUAGCCGAAACCCAAAGGUAAAUGCUGUUUUGCUCAUUUCAGGGAAAAUCCAUUUGUGCAAAUCUUGGAGAACAUGGAGAGCUCCGGAGAUAAUCUCCAUCUCUCCACUGGCAGUUGUGAGCGGAAAAGAAACCUCCCUUGUUUUGAGAGGUCGAAAUCUGACUGUUCCCGGAACUAAGUGAGUAGCUGGACACUUCUCUCCGAUGAUUCGUCGCCAUUAAUUGUGGAUUUCUUAUGGCCAAUCUCCGUGCGAUGCAGACUUCACUGUACGUUCAUGGGAAACUACACUUCCAAGGAGGUGCCAGAUUCAUCUUACCCUGGCACUUUUUAUGAAGAUUCUAGUGUUGAGACCUUCACUUUCCCUGGUGGAGCUCCAAAUGUCUUUGGCCGUUGCUUUUUAGAGGUCAGCUGCCAUCCCAUUCCCGUCUUAGACUGAUUAUGUUCUUGAUGAUAUAUAGAUAGGAUAUCAUUUUAAUUGCUCCAUCUUUGAUAUUUAAGGUAGAGAAUGCUUUCAAGGGGAACAGUUUUCCAGUUAUAGUUGCAGACGACAAGAUCUGUCAAGAACUUAGACUUCUUGAGCCAGAGCUUGAGGAUGACCUUAGAACCUCCGAGCUGAUGCAAAGGGAUAUGGGUCCUGAUUGUAUGCAGUCCAGAUCAAGGGAACUUGUUCUUCAUUUUCUCAACGAACUCGGGUGGCUGUUCCAGAGAAAGUCCAUCUCAUCCAGCUCUCUCUCCUCGAGUUUUUCAAACUCAAGAUUCAAGUUCCUGUUUAUAUUUUCUGUUGAACGUGACUGGUCAACUUUAGUCAAGAAACUCCUAGACAUUUUUGUCGAGGAGAGAGUCAGAAAGCCGGAGCUUGUUCAGGAAUCUCUGGAGACGCUGUCGGAAAUCCAGCUCUUGCACAGAGCAGUGAAGAGAAAGUGCCGUAAAAUGGUCGAUUUACUCUUACAUUACUCUGUGAGCGAUGAGAUGGGUGCUUCCAAAUUCUAUCUUUUCCCUCCUAACAUGGUGGGUCCCGGAGGUGUCACCCCCCUCCAUUUAGCUGCAUCUAUGGAAGAUUCAGAGGACAUCAUUGAUGGGCUUACUGAUGAUCCACAAGAGGUAAUGCCUAUUCCUGAGUCGUUUGGUAUUUGGUUUUCUCUCUCUAGGAUUUUCACUUUCUCACAGCACAUCUCCCCAUAUCUUGCAUCCGGCAAAAUCCUCUGUUCUUCUCAGAGUUUCUUUUGCUUUGUCUGUGGUUCAAUUUAAAUUCGUUUCUCUCUCAAAAACUCAUAAUUUUCUUCGUCCCGUCUAAUAUUUUCAAUGGAAUCGUCACAGAUUGGGUUGAACUGCUGGAGUUCUUCCGUUGAUGAUGAUGAGCAAUCUCCACAUUCAUAUGCCUUGAUGAGGAACAACCAUUCAUACAAUAAGCUCGUCACCAGGAAGAUUGCAGACCGGAGAAAUGGCCAAUUUUCCAUAACUGUCGAUCCCGAAGAGAUCACCCCUGGAAAACCAGCAUCAUCCAGUGAAACUGUGACGCCCAACCCUUGGUCCUUGCAGAUGAUCUACUCCCAGUGUUCGAUCUUGGAGAUCCGAAGGAUAAAGUCAACCCAGCAGACAACUGGCUUCCGGCUCCCCUACAUCCAUUCCAUUCUCGCCAUUGCGGCAGUCUGUGUCUGCGUCUGUGUCUUCCUCAGGGGAUCCCCGGUGUUUGGAUGUGUCUCUCCUUUCAGGUGGGAGAAUCUGGAGUUUGGGCCAAGCUAG
This is a messenger RNA of Spirodela intermedia, 4455 nucleotides long. NCBI's taxonomy places the organism in Eukaryota, Viridiplantae, Streptophyta, Magnoliopsida, Alismatales, Araceae. The record is from the annotation of a GenBank genome assembly.